AUGACCCCUACAGGAUCCUUCAGGUCUUCAACAGUGGACCUCAAGACCAAGGAGGAGAAGGACGCUGAGUUGGACCGAAGGAUUGAAGCACUGAGGAAGAAGAAUGAAGCUCUGGUCAAGCGCUAUCAAGAAAUCGAAGAGGAUAAGAAAAAGGCAGAACAGGAGGGAAUUGCCAUCACCACACCACGGAAACCCCGCGCCCAUGAGCCGGCGGAGACCGGAGACCGUAGAAGGAUGGAGAAAGAAAACUUCACAAUCACGGUGGACGUCUCCAAGUCGCCUGUGGGGGGAGACAAGCGCGUAGUAGACGACUGGAAGCCCGCCACACCCCGCGGGCGGAGGGCGUCGGAGGAAGGUGACACCACCCGAGGACCCGCCGACAACCGCAGUCCCCCAAGGAGGACUGGCUCUGGGCGUAUGGCGAGGGGCGGGACGCCCAGAGGAGGAGGUGGGAGCCGCCAGGAGAGGAGAACACGGGAACCACGUACGCCCAGAGAUGGAGAGCAGGGUGAAGCGGGGGGGCGGCGAGGAGGCAGGAGGGGAAGAGGAGGAGGGGGACCAGGAAGAGGAGGAGGAGAUGCAGAAGGGACACCAGGCGGCGUGGACAGGAAGUCCAAAGAAUGGGAGGAGAAGAGACGACAAAACAUUGAAAAAAUGAACGAGGAAAUGGAGAGAAUAGCGGAGUAUGAACGAGGACAGCGGGCUGACGGCGAUAAGCCCCUCCGCAACUUCCUGGACGACCCGCGUCGCUCCGGCCCGGCUCUCGACACUGACCGCAAGGAGGGCAGCCGCAGACAUGUCCGCAACUGGGGCGGGCUAGACUUUGAUAACGUCAAGACUGGCGGCGAUCUGGAGAAAGAGUGGACUAGUCGACGACCCGGCCCAAAAGGCUCAAUGGACAUGACCAUGUCCAUGACAGGCCGCGAGCGAGCGGAGUACUUGCGUUGGAAGAAGGAGCGCCAACAAAUCGACGAGGAGCGACUGGCACGUCAUCGCAACGCCACCGGACAGUGGAGGCGGGAGUGGGACAUGCAGAAAACCGACAACAUGUUCAAGGAGGAAGCGAAUGUGGCGGCAGAGGGCAGCACACCAGAACAGGGUGGCAGGAGAGCCCGAGGGCGUAGCUUUGGCAGCAAGCCUCGGGGCAAAGCUUCAGACGAUGGCAAGCGACCCCCCAAAGUGCCCACAUUCGGUGACUUCCUUUCCCAGGGCAGGUCCCAGGGGCUCCGUGGGGAGCGGAACAGAGGGAAGGGCAGAGGAGGGAAACCCAGCUACAGUAUGCAUGACAACCGCUGGGAAGGCGAGAAAGAAGACGAGGAGAAGGAGAAGAAAGACAAACCUAAGCGAGAAAAGAAGAACACGGUCAUACCGGAACCAGAGCAGAAGGUGGAGGAGAUGGAAGAUGAAGACCAAGUGGAAGAUGACGAGCAAGACGACGACCAGUGGGAAGACGCCAGCGAGGGGGAGGAGGAAGUGUCUGACGAAGAAUGCAAGAAAGAUGACGGGAAAGAGGAGGUCGGCGAAGACGGCUCCCCUGCCGAAAGCCCCCUUGAAAAGCGUACCCCGAGACCCAGGGUGCACAUCCCCUCACCCCAGCCGGCCUCGCAGAAUCCCCUGGAGGCGGGGAAGCCCAUCAGCCCCUUCCAGCUUCCAGAUGGACACCAACCUGUGUCAGACUGGGGGGAAGAGAUGGAGAUGCUUUCGCCAAGGAGUAGCAUGGGAGGGGAAAGCCCCCUGAAAUCCCAAAGUUCUGAGAGCAGUCCCCCACAGAAGAAAGAGCAAGAACAGACAGUCAGACGCAUUGAGCAAGACAAAGUCUCUUCAGUCACCCCGGUGGGUUCGUCACCUCCAGGAGUGACAGAAGUCCUCGCGUCAGAAGCAGACUCAGUUCCCGCAGACACGUCAAUAGAGCCGCUGCCUCAACUGGCUCCGUCCGACAUGCCUGACGUCACCGAACAUGAGCAAGAUGCGGCCAGCGCACGAGGCAAAGCUGAUAGUCCAUCACCGGCACCACCCACUGUCCUGGUGAGCGAGCCCACUGACGAAGGAAGCACAACUGAAGCAAAAAGGGGGAAAGACGACAAUGAUGAAAACAACUGUAACGCGUACGACGUAAAAACUGAUGUUGCUACCACAUCGGAGGGGUCAUCGGAACAGCCCAUCGCAGAGGACAAGCGAGGAACCACCACAGACUACGGCGCUCGAGCGUCUCCCCACUCCGCCCACACCGCGUUCUCGCACGGCUUGGAGGAAAGCGGAACCGGGGGGUUCUUCUCUCGGCUCCGGACCCGUCCCGCUUCUGAUGAUCUACACGCCAGUGGGGGAAGUGGCUCCGCUCGCAAGAUGAAAUCAGCCGACGGCGGGGCCAGCAUCACCGUGGACAAGCUGAACGCCGGCGACCCCAAGCGGAGGCCCAGCUACCCGGGGGAGCCGCGCGCCAAGCAAGCCAGCAUGUCCGCCAAGGUGUGGGUCAAAGUGGCCAUGGCCAUCGCUUAUUUCCUCUGCGUGUCCGUGGCCGCUUUCAUCCUGGUCAUCUACUACGUCUUUUUCUGGACGCCCGGCCCGCACAAUAACAGCACCGCCAGCAGCGGCGGCGUCGCGGGCUCGCACAACCGCACCGACUGCGCGUCCAAAUUCGGAUGA
Molecule: messenger RNA, 2643 nt
Organism: Nerophis lumbriciformis (worm pipefish)
Lineage: Eukaryota; Metazoa; Chordata; Actinopteri; Syngnathiformes; Syngnathidae
Source: RefSeq, a predicted model, not a curated record